AUGACUGGAAAGGAAGAGCCCAAGGAAGUGCGCAAGUACCUCCAGCAGAGUCAUGACCGUAUCUUUGAGAACAACAAGAAAUGGGCCGAUGAGAUGAGGAAGAGGAACCCCUCCUUCUUCAGCAACCUGACUGCCGGACAGGCCCCCGAGUAUCUGUGGAUUGGCUGCUCUGACUCCCGCAUCCCCGCCGAAGCCAUCACCGGUCUUGAGCCAGGCGAGAUGUUCAUCCACCGUAACAUCGCCAACCUCGUCAACAACAUCGACCUAAACGUCAUGUCCGUCGUAAACUACGCCGUGCGCCACCUCAAGGUCAAGCACAUUGUCGUCUGCGGCCACUACGGCUGCGGCGGUGUCAAGGCUGCCAUGACACCAAAGGACAUGGGUCUGCUGAACCCAUGGCUGCGAAACAUCCGUGAUGUCUACCGGUUGCACCAAAAGGAGCUCGACGACGUCGUCGCCAAUGGUGGCUCCGAGGACGACAAGUACAACAAGCUUGUUGAGCUCAAUGUGUAUGAGCAGUGCCGAAAUGUUAUCAAGACGGCGGCUGUGCAGCAGUGUUGGGCGGAGAAUGAGUUCCCAGUUGUGCAUGGCUGGGUAUUUGGAUUCGAGGAUGGACUGCUGAAGGAUCUCAAGUUUGACCAUGAGGGGCAGCUUAAGGAGAUUCAGAAGAUUUACGAUUUGACAAAGGAUAUGUAG
Molecule: messenger RNA, 696 nt
Organism: Alternaria postmessia
Lineage: Eukaryota; Fungi; Ascomycota; Dothideomycetes; Pleosporales; Pleosporaceae
Exons: 2
Coding region: 1-696 (231 amino acids)
Biological process (GO): carbon utilization; cellular response to oxidative stress; cellular response to carbon dioxide
Cellular component (GO): cytoplasm
Molecular function (GO): carbonate dehydratase activity; zinc ion binding
Source: RefSeq, a predicted model, not a curated record